UUCAGUUGAAUUCGGAAUCUCGUGAAGUACGGAUAAAAUUGUGUGAUCUGUGUGAAUAGCGCGAUACCUCGCUUACGAGUAUAAUUUCCGGGUAGUGUUGUGAAAAAAAUAAAAUAAUUAUAAAAGCUGAGUGCAAUUUCGUGUUCGUUAAAGUCGCUUAUUAACAGAAAUGGCUUCUUUGAAAAAGUCCAUCGACUUUAACGACGACGUCGAUCUAGAUGAUGAUGAUUCUUGCUCCGAUUUUGAUGACGAUGAAGAUCCAGAUAAAAUAGAAGUACCAGGCGGUGGUCGUGAUCUACAAACGGCAGUUAUUUACGCUAAAAACAGCGUACACAAAGGAAACAGUAUCGGCAGCAACAACAACAAUAAUAUUAGCAAUAAUAAUAAUUCAUUAUUAACAUCUAAUCAAACGCGUACAAACCGCAUUACCACUACAGCAACAACAAAAACAACAACGGGCGGCAUUUCAGUGUUAAACAACAACAAUAUGCCGAAGAAGAGUGCUGCAGCACCGGCAGUGAGCAUGGGCCUUGGCUUCGAUUCAGCGCCGUCCACCGCAGCCAGUAUGGCAUCCAACGCUAUGAGUGGCGCCGUUGCUGGCCCACCUGGCGCAGCGGCGACGCCACCAGCAAAAACGAAUGCACUGAUCAUGCAAAAGAUCCAAGCUUUGGUCGCGGCAAAUCCUUCCUUUCUCACCAGCGGCAUACCAAAUCAUCUGCUAUCGCAGCUCUUCAUGCAGCCAAUGAAGAUGGCGCCGGCGACCGUCACCGCCGCGCCACCUGAGGAAGAGGAAGUCGAUUAUGAGGAAAUGGGCGUAGCCGAGACUUAUGCCGAAUAUUGGCCAGCCAAAUUGAAACUUGGUAAAAAGCAUCCCGAUCCAGUGGUGGAAACUGCCUCACUAUCUUCCGUCGAGCCCUGUGAUGUUUAUUUUAAACUCUCCAUUCCACCAGAGACCAUUAACAAUGGCUAUUUGAGCGCCUUGCAACUGGAAUCAAUUACAUACGCUUCGCAGGCGCACGAUCAUAUGUUGCAAGAUGGCACACGCGCAGGCUUUCUAAUUGGCGAUGGCGCUGGUGUUGGCAAAGGUCGUACCAUUGCUGGUAUAAUUUACGAGAACUAUUUGAAGGGUCGCAAGAAGGCGCUCUGGAUUUCCGUAUCCAAUGACUUAAAAUAUGAUGCCGAACGGGAUUUGUCGGAUAUCGGCGCGAGCAAAAUCGAAGUGCACGCGCUGAAUAAAUUCAAGUAUGCCAAGAUCUCGUCGGAUGUGAAUAAUAACUGCAAGCGUGGCGUUAUCUUUAGCACUUAUUCCGCGCUCAUUGGCGAAUCUAACAAUAAGACUGGCAAAUAUAAAUCACGCUUAAAGCAGCUGCUGCAAUGGUGUGGCGAAGACUUUGAUGGCCUCAUAAUUUUUGAUGAGUGUCACAAGGCUAAGAAUUUGUGUCCCGUUGGUUCGGGCAAACCCACCAAAACUGGCCAAACGGUUUUGGAGCUACAAAAUAAAUUGCCAAAGGCGCGCGUCGUCUAUGCUUCGGCUACAGGAGCUUCGGAGCCCAAGAAUAUGGCGUAUAUGGUGCGCUUGGGCUUGUGGGGUCAGGGCACGGCAUUCCCGAACUUUAAUGAUUUCAUUAUGGCGGUUGAGAAGCGGGGCGUUGGUGCUAUGGAAAUUGUUGCUAUGGAUAUGAAGCUGCGAGGCAUGUACAUAGCCCGCCAACUUAGUUUCCACGGUGUGACAUUCAAAAUUGAGGAGGUGGCAUUGUCCAAAGAGUUCCGCAAGGUCUACGAUCAAUCGGUUGAGUUGUGGGUCGAAGCCAUGCAGAAAUUCACCGAAGCCGCCGAACUGAUUGACGCUGAGAGCCGCAUGAAGAAGACGAUGUGGGGCCAGUUUUGGUCUUCACAUCAACGUUUCUUCAAAUAUCUCUGCAUCGCGGCGAAGGUGAAUCAUGCGGUGCAGGUGGCGCGCGAAGCCAUUAAAUAUGGCAAAUGCGUUGUCAUUGGUCUGCAAUCGACGGGCGAAGCGCGCACGCUCGAGCAACUGGAGAGAGAUGAUGGAGAACUGACUGAUUUCGUGUCUACGGCAAAGGGCGUUUUUCAAUCAUUGGUGGAGAAGCACUUUCCCGCACCCGAUCGUAAUCGAAUCAAUCGCAUACUCGGUCUAGGUAGUUAUUCCGAAAGAAAAAAAUCACCACUGCAAAGCAUACUUGAAGAGGUAACUGCCAAACGCGAGGCCAGCAUCAAAGACGAACCCUGCUCCUCAUCAUCCAGCACAGCGGGCAGUAAGCGUAAGCUAUCGCGCCAAGAGUCACGUACAAAGAAAUCGCGCAAAAAUUCCUGGAAUGAUUCAGACGAUGAUUCCCAGAAUGAAUCAGAAGACAGUGAUUACAAAAGAUCCAAUUCCGAGUCUGAAGAAUCAGAUGCAGCCGCACAUUCGGACAGCUGCGAAUCCUCCGAUUUCAAUCCAUUCUUUAGCGGUUCGGAUAGUGAUAAUGACCCCUGGGUGGCGCGAUCGAAGAAAAAGGCCAAGAAGAAGGUAAAACCGAAAGAGUCAACUACCAGCAACAACAGUGUAAACACAGGUGUAGCUGGCGCCGUCAAUGCAGCAGGCAAUGGUGCUAUUACGACUUCCAAUGUGGUAGCGCCUAAACGCAAAGGUCCGGUAAGCACACAGGACCGCAUUCAAAAUUUGCUGCAGAAGAAGCAAGAAUUGAAAGGCACCGUUACGCAAGUAGGUGUCAAUGGCAUUAAGCUCAACUAUGGUCCACCGCCCAAAGACGCUAUUGAGCGCGCUUGCAGCAUGAAGGAGGAGUUGUUGCGUAAAAUUGAACGCCUUGGCGAUCGCCUCCCACCGAACACACUCGACCAGCUGAUCGAUGAGCUAGGCGGCCCCGAUAAUGUCGCAGAGAUGACAGGCCGCAAGGGAAGAGUAGUGCAGUCAGACGAUGGUUCCAUACAGUAUGAGUCGCGCUCCGAACAAGAUGUACCGCUGGAGACACUCAACAUCACCGAAAAGCAGCGCUUUAUGGCCGGUGAAAAAGAUGUCGCCAUCAUAUCGGAAGCGGCGUCCAGCGGUAUUUCUCUGCAGAGCGAUCGCCGCGUACGCAAUCAACGACGACGCGUACACAUCACGCUGGAACUACCCUGGUCCGCCGAUCGCGCUAUACAGCAGUUCGGUCGCACGCAUCGCUCCAAUCAAGUGAAUGCACCCGAGUACAUAUUCCUCAUUUCCGAUUUGGCAGGUGAGCGUCGUUUCGCCUCGACUGUGGCGAAGCGUUUGGAAUCGCUUGGCGCGCUAACACAUGGCGAUCGUAGGGCCACCGAGACCCGCGACUUAUCACAAUUCAAUAUCGAUAACAAAUACGGACGCACGGCCCUAGAGACCGUAAUGAAAACGAUUAUGGGUUAUGAAUCGCCGCUGGUGCCACCACCCGUCGACUACAAGGGCGAUUUCUUCAAGGACAUCGCUGGCGCGCUAGUGGGCGUGGGCAUUAUAGUGAAUAGUGAAACAAAUCCGGGCGUUUUGAGUUUAGACAAGGAGUACAACAAUAUUUCGAAAUUCUUGAAUCGCAUACUCGGCAUGCCAGUGGAGCUGCAGAACAGAUUAUUUAAGUACUUCACCGACACGCUCACGGCCAUAAUAAAUCAGGCGAAACGCGGUGGUCGCUUUGAUUUGGGCAUCUUAGAUUUGGGUGCUGCCGGUGAGAAUGUAACGCGCAUUAAACUUGUCCGCUUCAUACGUAAACACGCCACCGGCAAAGCACCAGCCGAGCUGCAUACGGUGCGGGUUGAACGCGGCAUGAUCUGGCAAGAAGCAAUUGACAAAUAUGCUGAUUUGAUCAGCGAGUAUGAGGGCUUCUAUGUGUCGCAUCAGGUGCGCAACGGUAAACGCACUGCUGUUUUGGCUGUUGAAAUUGAAGCGCCACAAACGCAACAGCAAUCCAACAGCAAGAAAAAGGAGAAGGGGAUGAGCAAGAAAGAUAUGAUGUUCCAGAUAUAUCGUCCCAACACUGGGCUGCAAGUGCGCCACGAAUCGUUGACGGAGCUGGAGAAGAAGUACAAGAAGGUGCCCAGCGAGGAGGCAGAACCGCACUGGACGCAGCAAUACGAUGCAUCGGUGAACACAUGUUCGCACGCCUACUGGAAUGGCAAUUGUCGCAACGUCAACUUAGGCAAUGAGUGUGAGGUUGGCCUGCGUCAGCGUCUGUAUUAUGUGCUAGCCGGGUCGGUGCUUUCUGUUUGGACACGCGUCGAGCAGGUGUUAGCCAUGCGCAAUGCCAACAACAAAAUGCAAGUAAUACGAAUGAAAACCACCGAAGGUGAGAAAAUUGUCGGUACACUUAUACCGAAAUCGUGUCACGAGCUGCUGCUGCAAGAUCUCAAAUCCGAUGCAGAGCGAAUUGAGGAAAUCAAAUUCUAAGUUGUAGUGAACGAAAUAUUAACAAAGACAUAUACGUGGAGGCAAAAUCAUAAAGAUAUCAGAAAAAGAAGUGGAAAAGAAGAGAAAACCCACAAACACGGCCAAUCCAAUGAAGCGCAAAAGGCUUAAGUCAUUUAUCAAAGUAUAAAAAAGGAAAUAAUAAGCUUUUUUCCAAUUUAUGUUUUCUAUUUAUGUUUCCUGAGCCAUUUAGUGCGUAGUGAAUAGAAUGUAAUUUUUAGUUAUAAUGCGGCGUCAGCGCAACUGCAGCAAAACCACUUAGUGAUGGGCGUCACAUGGCAUUACUUCUACAUUGUAAAUGUUAUUAUAAAUUAAAGAAAAACAUGCCUACGUACAAAUGUAGGCAAAGCAAAUAGAAAACAAACAAAAAAUAAGUAAAGAAAAAUUGCAAAUCGGAUAAAACCUACUGCAUCCAGUGCAUAUCCAGCCAUGUGCGUGCAAAAAUGUUCGUCUCUACGAUCCUGUUUGCAAUGCAUACUUAUUAUUAUAUAUAAAAUAGUGCGAGUAUAUGUAAAUGUGUAUUUCCGCGUGCGCCGUGGCCCUUGCGAAGGGUAUGCAGGCGCAUCUACUUAGCCUUUAGUAUCGUAUUUAAAUAGAUGCCUAACGUAACUUUUAUUAUUACUAUUAUUAUUAUAAAAACUCCUUAUGUUUAACGCAAAUUCACUUCGUGGAAGCAGUGAAUUUGCAAAAGCCAAGUUUUUUGCAAAGAAAAAUGAUUCUAUCAUUCAUACAAAUGAAAACGCUUAUCAAUGGACUUUUUUUUGUUGUAAUAUGUAUUUAAUUUUAAACUAUAAACAUUACAAUUACAAACUACAAUUUAAUAUAUAAUACAUACCUACAUAUAUCAGAAAUUAUUGCUUAUAAACAAUAAUAAAACAAACUAUAAACAAAUAAAUGCAAAUAUUAAUAUGAGAACCAA
Anastrepha ludens (Mexican fruit fly) is the source of this 5348-nucleotide messenger RNA. RefSeq names its product protein strawberry notch (gene sno). Gene Ontology annotation, cellular component: nucleus. Bases 170 to 4411 code for a protein of 1413 amino acids. Gene Ontology annotation, biological process: regulation of DNA-templated transcription. The transcript is spliced from 15 exons. The record is from RefSeq and is a predicted model, not a curated record. NCBI's taxonomy places the organism in Eukaryota, Metazoa, Arthropoda, Insecta, Diptera, Tephritidae. Gene Ontology annotation, molecular function: histone binding; chromatin DNA binding.